Molecule: messenger RNA, 417 nt
Organism: Sparassis crispa
Lineage: Eukaryota; Fungi; Basidiomycota; Agaricomycetes; Polyporales; Sparassidaceae
Exons: 5
Coding region: 1-417 (138 amino acids)
Source: RefSeq, a predicted model, not a curated record
AUGCAGAAUCAUCACAACGAGGUCUACGUCAAAGAAGAGUGCGGGAUGUUCGGCACGCUCAAGAUUUCGGCAUCGGCGCGAUGCCGUGGUCUCCACUUGCUAGCAGUGUCCUCGCACGAUCUCCAUCUGCACAGCAUGGAGGAAACCGUGCAGAAGAGCACCAGUACGAGCCCAAGUUGCGAUCGCUUGGAGCAUUUCCUUGGAAAGCGUCAUCGUGCCCAUCGCCGGCACAACAACUAUAGAGGUUUCAAUGGUGUCAUUGCUCGCGAAGGAAGAAACCAUCAGCCUCGAGGAGCCUUAUCGUUGUCUUUGACAAUUCACUCCGGGACACAGGGAUUUGAUGGUCGAAUAAAAUUCAUCGCAACGCUGAUUUCUGAAACAGGACAGUCGAUGAGUAUCAAAUGUAUUCUAGCUUGA